AUGAGUGAUAAUUGUGAUUUAACUAAUAUUAAAAGAAUUGAAGAAUCAAUGCCUUCUUUGGAUUCAUGGACAGUGCCCACAAAUUGCAAUGGAAAGAAUAUUUUCAAAAAUAAACAGAAGAGAAAUAAUAGUCCACAGUUGAAAAUUAGUGAUACUUCUUCAUUAUCUUCAUCUUCUGGUUCUUGGUUUGAGCCUUUAGAAAAUAUAAUAUCUUCUGGUUCAAAUUCUUCCAAUUCUUCACCAAGUGAUAAUUCAAAUGAAUUGAAUAUGAAUGAUGUUGAUAUUAAAUUAGAAUCUAGUAUCACUGAUGCAAAUUCAAAUCAAUUUUUAAUAAAUGGAUACAAUAUGAAGAAGGAAAACGAUGAAAACUUUCCUGAUCUUCCUGAUUUUAACACUUUCCUACGUAAUGAUAAUUCAAUUGUUGAUUUAAAUGUAAGUUUGGAUAGUAAAAAGAGGAGAGCUCCAAGGAAAAGAUUAACUUCUCAUCAAAAGCAGGCUCAUAAUAAAAUUGAAAAGAGGUAUAGAAUAAAUAUUAAUACAAAAAUUGCAAAACUCCAACAAAUUAUACCUUGGGUUGCAAAUGAACAAACUGCUUUCGAGGUGAGCGACUCUGCUUCGAAGGGUAAGGGUUCACCUCCUUCUCAAGACGAUACCAUUUCAUUAUCCAAUGGUGCUAAUAAUUCUACAAAAUUAAAUAAAAGUAUGAUCCUGGAGAAAGCUGUGGAUUAUAUUUUAUAUCUACAAAAUAACGAACGAUUAUAUGAAAUGGAAGUUCAGAGACUAAAAUCUGAAUUGCAAUCUUUAAAAAAUUGA
Molecule: messenger RNA, 813 nt
Organism: Vanderwaltozyma polyspora DSM 70294
Lineage: Eukaryota; Fungi; Ascomycota; Saccharomycetes; Saccharomycetales; Saccharomycetaceae
Gene: TYE7
Product: Tye7p
Exons: 1
Coding region: 1-813 (270 amino acids)
Molecular function (GO): protein dimerization activity
Source: RefSeq, a predicted model, not a curated record